CAAACAUCUGACUCACAGUCGAUUGAACUCAUAUAUAUAUAGUCACACUGCAGACUAACCCGCUGUUUCUUGCAACACAAAUCUGGUCAAUUGAACCUCUCCACAUACACAAAACAUGAGCAACACACCACAACGUCCUCUGGGCGAAAAAGUCGCCAACACAAAUCCAGCACCAUGGCCCUCCAAGGAGAUCACCCUGGAAGGAAGACAUGUCACUCUAGAACCCAUCUCAGCAGUCCACGCAGAAGCACUCUUCCCCCUCAUCGGUGGUCCCUCCAAUGCAAGUCUUUGGGACUACAUGCCCUACGACCCCUUCCCUGCCUCUGUCUCCGCUCUCCACACCGACAUGGUCUCAAAAGCCUCCUCCAACGACCCAGUCUUCUACACCAUUCUCAAACAUGAAGGUGCUGAAAAGGUGCCUGUGGGCUGGUGUUCAUACCUCCGCAUCGACGCCAAGAAUAGUGUCAUUGAAGUUGGUCAUUUGAUGUUUUCUGCAAAGUUGCAGAGGAGUGUUGCUGCUACUGAAGCCAUGUAUUUGAUGGCCAAGUAUGCGUUCGAGAUGGGGUAUAGACGGUAUGAGUGGAAGUGUCACUCGCUGAAUGCGCCUAGUAGGAGGGCGGCGGCGAGAUAUGGAUUUGUAGAGGAGGGAACGUUUAGACAGGCUUUGAUUGAUAAACAUGGCAGAAAUAGGGAUACGACUUGGUUCUCUAUGCUGGACUCGGAAUGGGAGGGUAUCAAGAAGGCAUUCGAGAGUUGGUUGGAUGAUAGCAACUUUGAUGAGGAGGGUAAACAAAAGCAGAAGUUGGAGGAGUUUAGAGCAUGAAGCAUACUAGUCAGCCGAUAAAUGGUACCAGCUUGUAGGCACUAUCUGUCAGCCACAGACUUGACAGAAUAGUACUCAUGGAGGUGAUGGGAAUGUAGCCAGUGUCAGGAGUGGAAGUAUUUGUCAUUCACUGUGAAUCUCCGUCUCGUCUUGAAACGUAUUCUUGUUUGGUCAUCACGAUAGCUGGGUACGAGAGUGGUGCAAGCAUUUAGGGACAACAUACUAGCUUUGUCGUUGGCAAAGCUGCCCGAUGGUAGGAGCACGGACCAGUGCUGUCCUCGAUGCAAGGCACAGGAUCUUGACGCAAAUUUGUAUCGUGAUAGAAGG
Aureobasidium subglaciale EXF-2481 is the source of this 1150-nucleotide messenger RNA. RefSeq lists its product as uncharacterized. Lineage: Eukaryota; Fungi; Ascomycota; Dothideomycetes; Dothideales; Saccotheciaceae. The record is from RefSeq and is a predicted model, not a curated record. The transcript has 2 exons. Gene Ontology annotation, molecular function: protein-N-terminal-alanine acetyltransferase activity; protein N-terminal-serine acetyltransferase activity. The coding region runs from base 116 to 823 and encodes 235 amino acids.